Messenger RNA from Papilio xuthus (Asian swallowtail), 4004 nucleotides. RefSeq names its product hippocampus abundant transcript 1 protein. Gene Ontology annotation, biological process: transmembrane transport. The transcript has a single exon. Gene Ontology annotation, cellular component: membrane. Gene Ontology annotation, molecular function: transmembrane transporter activity. The coding region runs from base 117 to 1568 and encodes 483 amino acids. NCBI's taxonomy places the organism in Eukaryota, Metazoa, Arthropoda, Insecta, Lepidoptera, Papilionidae. The record is from RefSeq and is a predicted model, not a curated record.
UUUGACGUUGAAGGCAAUAACGCGUUUUCUAUAGAUUUCAUCAAUGUAGUGCUUAGGGUUCCAAUAUGUCUAUAAUAUAAGUAGUUUGGUAGGAAAACAAAUCGAUUAAAUCUUAAAUGACUCCCACGAAGACUACAAAAACUGAAGUAGAAAUGGUGAUACGAAAUAGAAAAACUGUUAUGAAAGAGGGGAUUAUGACAAUGUCGGGCAUCGGUGAACCUUCAGUCUUCCACGCUUUAGUUGUCAUCUUUUUGGAGUUCUUCGCAUGGGGCUUGCUAACGAUGCCAAUAAUAUCAGUGCUAAACGCUACUUUCCCGGACCAUACCUUCCUGAUGAACGGGCUCAUAAUGGGAAUCAAGGGCAUUCUAUCGUUCCUGUCAGCACCACUAAUCGGAGCCCUGUCCGACGUGUGGGGCCGCAAGUUCUUCCUGCUGGUCACGGUGUUCUUCACGUGCGCGCCGAUCCCGCUCAUGACCAUAAACACUUGGUGGUUUUUUGCGAUGAUCAGUAUUAGCGGAGUGUUUGCUGUGACUUUUUCUAUUGUGUUCGCGUACGUGGCUGAUGUAACGACAGAGGCGGAGCGCUCUCGAGCCUAUGGCCUAGUGUCCGCUACCUUCGCUGCAAGCAUGGUCAUCUCGCCCGCCCUCGGCGCCUAUCUCAUGGAUUUAUACGGCGAAGCGUUGGUCGUAGCCGCCGCCACGGCUGUUGCGGUCUUAGAUGUGUUCUUCAUAAUGGUAGCGGUGCCCGAGAGCCUGCCAGAAAAAGUGAGACCGAGUGGCUGGGGACCUGCUAUAAGUUGGGAGCAGGCCGACCCAUUUGCCGCUCUAAGGAAGGUUGGUGCUGAACGUACAGUGCUGAUGUUGUGUGUGGCAGUGUUCCUCUCAUACCUCCCUGAAGCCGGACAGUAUUCUUGCAUAUUUGUGUAUUUAAAAUUAGUUAUGGGCUUUGGUGUAGUACAAGUGGCUAUAUUCAUAGCAAUUGUUGGAGUGCUCAGCAUUGCGGUACAAGUAGUGCUUGGAUUUUUAAUGCGGUCACUUGGAGCUAAACAUACAAUUAUGGUGGGACUGUUAUUUGAAAUGCUCCAGCUCAUGUGGUAUGGCUUCGGAAGCCGCACAUGGAUGAUGUGGGCAGCAGGAGUGCUUGCAGCUCUUGGAUCUCUGACUUACCCAGCGAUUAGUGCAUAUGUGUCGGUGAACAGCCGGGCCGACCGCCAGGGUGUGGUACAAGGAAUGGUAACUGGAGUGAGAGGACUAUGUAACGGUCUUGGACCAGCAAUGUUUGGAGUUAUAUUCUAUUUAUUCCAUGUGGAUCUCAAUGAGGAGCAUGCUGUGACUGGUAUAGAUGGAAAACCAGAGGAGAAAUAUGUAAGAUUGGUGCCAGGUCCACCUUUCGUAUUGGGAGCCUUGCUGGUGAUUUGCGCUCUGCUUGUAGCAGCCUUUCUACCUGAAGAUGGCACUGUUGGCAGUGGACGACGGGCUCCGGCUGACCUAAAGUUCGAGGUGGAGAGGGGCCGUCGCGUGGCGGGUCCCCUGUCUCCGUUGAUGGCCCCGGAGUCAGCGGCCCUCUAGCUAGCGGCGAAGGCCGGUCGAGCGGCCAGUGUGUGACUCUCAGAGCUGCCUGCGCCCAACCGGCGCUAGAGCGAAUGCAUUUAGGAUGGUACCAAAGCGAACUCAGUGAGCGAAGUGAGUCCCAUAUUCUAUGAUUCUUGCACGAAGUACGUUGACUACAUUCCCGCGUAUCACAUGUUUUGUUCCGCUUCAAUGGAAACAUUCAUUGUUAACUUUGUAAUAUUUUUUUAUUAAUUUUCGCUGUUGAGGGCAUGUACAUAAUUGUAAUAAAUAAUUGAAUCACAGUACAAGUCCUCUCUUUAAUAUUUGAGCUUAACCUCACACAAUAUUUAUAUGAAACCCAGCAUUUGCCUUAAAACCUAUCAUAUUUGUCAUAUUAUGAUUGACCUCUGAAGGUCACUUGUUUAUGUUAACAAAGCCUGAAUACUACCAUGCUUAAAUUUAUUCUGAGCUAUAGAUAAAAUAGCAUCUAUAUAUCUAAUAUAAACUUAUAAAUAAUAAUCUUAAUAGCAAUAAAUAUGAAGCCAUUAAAAUGUAAUUGGUAAAUACAUAAAACAUUCAUAAUUCAAAAAUGAUAGAGUUUAGAGAGACGAUAAGUGAUUGAAUAAGUCAUUAAGUACUAUUAGUUGAGUAGCUGCCUAACUCAGCUACAAUCUGAAGUUCUAGAGUUUGAAUACAAACAAUCUUACACGAAUUUUAAUUUAAAAAUCUUGCCGAUAGACACAUAAACAGUAAAGACUAAAUAUUCUCCUUGAAUAGAUACUGGAUUGAAUAUUAAAACGAUUAUGUAAAUUCAAUGAUAUUUAAAAUUGGUAAUGACAAAUUAGCAUUAAAAUUAAAAAGAAAAAGAAAUUGAUCCUAUAAGGGAUCCAUUGUUUUCUUACUUUCCGGGUACGGAACCCUAAUAACAAAUUGAUUUAUUUCAAUAUUGUAAAAUACAAAUCAAACUUAGGGUUAAAAAUCAAAGAAAAAAUAUAGUUAAAUUUGAGAAAGUUGGCAUGACAUAAUCAAUAAGAAAUUAUAGAUGGUUGGAAUAAAAAAAAAAUCGGUAGAAAUAGCAACACUAAAGUAUACAAUAACAUUUAAUAUAGAACGAAAAAAGUGUUAUAGUUACAUUACGAAUUUAGCACAUCAAUAUAGCGGAGAAUUUAAACGAUAUUAAUUUGGCCCAGUAUCCAUUGACCUCAUUUCUUGCUAUUUUAAUGGAGUGAAUUGUUUUAUAUGUUCAUAGUGACUUUCCUGUAUAUUUACUUUUUAGCAAUGAAAUUCUGUUUAAUAAAAACUACAUAAAAACAUUCUAUACCUAAAGUAGCCAACAUAUAGUUCAAGUAAGACAUAAAAGUGAUUAAUAAUAGGAACUUUUUGUAGGGAAAUAUAUCCAGCCAGGGACUUCUGUAUUAGAAUAAACAUUUUUGCAACCUGACAGUAUUGUUUUUAACUAUAAAAAAAAAAUUACUAAUCAAAAUAUUCCAAUAAUCUGUAUUAUAAAAUUCAAAGUUAUAAGUCUCGUACACACGCUUCGUGGAACGUUUAUGUAUUUAGGCAUUAGUCACAUAAAAAUUAAUCUUUAUAGAACGUGUUUGACGGUAAUUUAAUUGCGUGCGAUGACGUAACGCCUUGUAUUUGUUGGUAACAAUACGUACAAGCGACACUUGUAUAAAUGCUUAUAAGCUUUGAAAUGAUAAGGAUAAAGUCGCUAAUUUGAUAAGUGAACACAAACUACAAUAUUAGGCUUAUAUUGUUUAGUCGAUUCCCAAAACGUUUUGUGCAUAACAUAUUCGGCUAUCAUUAGCAUUAUUUGGGCAAUUCGCCCAAAAUCUGUGUCAAGUUCAGGACAUUCUUUCCUCUAUAAUUUAUACUUUUUACCUAUAUAAUCAAUCAUUGUCAUUUGAGACUACGUUUUAUGUGCUUUUUUUCUAUUAUUAUUGACAUAUAUUGCUAUCCAAUUUUUUUAACCGUAAUACUUACAUUACUCCCUAAAGACAGGGCUCUGAAUAGUACCGGAGGCUCUCUAAUUCCGUCUGGGAAAUGGGUAGAAUAAUGAUAAAGUUUUAUUUCAGUCUUAUCGUGAAAUAAGAUGGCAAUUCUAGCAAAGAAGAGUUAUACCAUUGCAAUAAAAGAAAUUGAUUUUUUAAUCCACCGCGCUAUUUUCACAGCACAAUGACUAAUCCGGCCAACAAUAGCUGCAUUGCUUUGUAGCAAACACGCGGUGCAUUGUUUAUUGUAUUUAUAUAUAAAAUUGCAGCUUCCGUAUGUUUGUAUGACUCGAAAAAUAUCUAUUCACUCGAUUUGAUUUUUCAUAACUAAUUUAUACAAAAUAAGAUUCUAUUUAGACAAAGUAUCCAAUUGAAUUAUUGCAAGACGCCGUAAAACUAUCUGAAAAAUAUUUAACUACACGUAGUUGUUUAUAUUUUUAACUAUUAGGAGAUUUAAAAA